Molecule: messenger RNA, 1083 nt
Organism: Closterium sp. Yama58-4
Lineage: Eukaryota; Viridiplantae; Streptophyta; Zygnematophyceae; Desmidiales; Closteriaceae
Source: the annotation of a GenBank genome assembly
AUGAAGGUGUGUUCAAGCCGCUCUUCCCGUUGUGCCCCAUCCACAGAUCCUUGUUCUCUGUCAAUCCCCUUCCCUGCCUCCCUCCGUUUAGUGCCUCUUCUGUCCCCUACCCCAUCGCUCCCACCCCUCUUGCCUCUCUCCGCUUGUCUCUCCCCCGUGGUCCUUCACCCCACCCACCCUAAUACCUCCCUUGGCCCUCCUUUCCUCUGUUUCCCUAUCCCACUCCCCGGGGCACAGUUCUUGCGCGCCCUGGCUGCAGCUGUAGAGGACGUGGGGGGGAGCACGCGAGCGGCAGUGGGGCAGAUCCGCGCACAGGGGGACAGAUGCGCGCGAGGGGUGGGGGAGAAGGGGAAGGCGGAGGAGAUUCCGUGUGAGGAACUGGUUGGGUGUGGUGAAUCAGGUGUGGGGAACGGUGUGGAGGCUGGGGUAGGAAAGCCGCCAAAUAAGAGGUUUUGCGAGGCAGAGGAGAGUGCGAUGGGGGAGAGGAAGAAGCAGAAACAAGUGGAGGGGAAAUGGAGUGAGGCAGGGAUGAGUGGGCGAGAGGAGGAGGUGAAGGGGGCGGUGGUGGAGGUGGAGGGGGCAGUAGAGGAGCUUCAGGAGUGUGUGGAGGAGCGGGUGGGGGAGAUUCUCAAGGGGGUGCCGCGGAUUGGGGACAAGCUGGAAGGGAGGGUGCAUGACGAGGCGGGGUGGACGUGGAGGAAGGCCGUGGUGUACCAACUUUCCCAACCCGGCAUGGCAGAGGUGUUAUCCUCGUUUCUCCCUGACCUCCGUGUGCGCGGGGCGGUGUGUGCAGAUGCUGGAGGCCAUCACAGCGCAUGGGGACGCCAUGAAGGCCAAGUUGAGCAGAGGAGGCAAGCGGGUCACGCAGAGCAUGGGGCUGUGGAGGUCAAGAGGGAAGAGGGGCAGGGGGGAGUGGUGGUGAAAGAGGAAGAGGAGAAGGGGGUAGUGGUGGUGAAAGGGGAAGAGGAGCAGAGAGGAGUGGUGGUGAAGAGAGAAGAGGGGCAGGGGGGAGUGGUGGUGAAGGAAGAAGUGGAAGUUUCUGUCGACGAUGGGAUGAAGAAGGACACGACGGAGGGCACGUAG